AUGGCGAAAGAUAUUGAAUCAUUCAUUGGGUCGAUCGACCAAGGCACAACAAGCUCCAGGUUUUUGAUAUUCAACAAGAACGGAGAGGUGGUUGCAUCCCAUCAGUUGGAGUUUACCCAGAUAUAUCCACAGCCGGGAUGGCACGAGCAUGAUCCGAAGGAGAUAGUGACAUCUGUAGAGAGGUGUAUAGACGGUGCUGUAUCCAGCUUUGAACACCAAGGAUACAAUGUUGAAUCUAUUAAAGCUGUCGGGAUUACAAACCAGAGAGAAACCACAGUCGUGUGGGACAAAGAGACAGGGGAGCCGCUUUACAAUGCAAUUGUUUGGACGGACACACGUACGCAGUCGUUAAUUCGCAGGUUAAAGCGACGGUUAGGCCAUGGGGAGGUCCACGAGCACUGUGGGCUGCCUCUCUCGACCUAUCCUUCGGUAGGAAAGCUACUUUGGCUUCUGGAAAAUGUGCCCAAAGUUAAAGAUGCCUAUGAAAAAGGCGUUCUUGCUUUUGGAACAAUUGAUACCUGGUUGGUAUAUAUGCUCAAUGGCGGACCGAAAAAGAAUGUAUUCGUGACCGAUCCGUCAAAUGCGUCGAGAACGAUGUUCAUGAACAUCAGAACUCGCCAGUACGACGAAACUCUGAUCGACUUUUUCCGGUUAGACGAAGGCAAAUUACAUCUCCCAAAAAUAAUAUCCUCGUCUGAUCCAACGGGAUAUGGGUCGCUGGCAUCAACUGUUUUAAAAGGUGUUCCUAUUACGGGCUGCCUUGGGGAUCAAUCUGCAGCCCUUGUAGGCCAGAAAGGCUUUACUCCCGGAAAAGCCAAAAACACGUACGGCACGGGCUGUUUUUUGCUCUAUAAUGUGGGUGAGAAGCCGGUGAUAUCUCGUCACGGUCUUCUCACCACAGUCGCAUUCGACUUUGGUGGUCAAGCGAUGUAUGCACUGGAAGGCAGUAUUGCCGUGGCUGGCUCGAGCGUUAAAUUCCUCAAAGACAAUUUCGAAUUCAUCAGUUCAUCUGACGAGGUCAACAAGCUGGCGGAGACGGUGGAAGACAACGGUGGAUGCGUCUUUGUUACCGCGUUCAGCGGUCUUUUCGCCCCGUAUUGGAUGGAUGACGCCAGGGGAACGAUCUUCGGCAUCACCACAUAUACAAAGCGUGGACAUAUCGCCCGUGCAACCCUGGAGGCGACAUGUUUCCAAACAAAGGCCAUUCUCGAUGCCAUGUCCAAGGACAGUGGCCACGCCCUAACAGAGUUGGCUGUGGAUGGUGGGAUGUGCAAUAGCGACUUGACGAUGCAGACACAGGCAGAUCUCAUCUCUAUCCCAGUUAUUCGGCCGGCAAUGCGUGAAACCACUGCUUUUGGAGCUGCCAUUGCCGCAGGUUUAGCGGUGGGACUCUGGGAAGGCAUCGAGGAACUGCAGAAUGUAAACACGGAUGGGCAAACCGUAUUUAGACCAAGCAUUCAAAAAGAAGAGGCUGAGGAACGUUUUUUGAGAUGGGAGAAGGCCGUCCGAAUGUGUCAGGGGUGGUCAGGCUGA
Coccidioides posadasii C735 delta SOWgp is the source of this 1533-nucleotide messenger RNA. Its product is annotated as Glycerol kinase. The record is from RefSeq and is a predicted model, not a curated record. Gene Ontology annotation, molecular function: glycerol kinase activity. Gene Ontology annotation, cellular component: mitochondrion. Gene Ontology annotation, biological process: triglyceride metabolic process; glycerol metabolic process; glycerol-3-phosphate biosynthetic process. NCBI's taxonomy places the organism in Eukaryota, Fungi, Ascomycota, Eurotiomycetes, Onygenales, Onygenaceae.